AUGGAUGAGCAUUCGUGGCACGAAUGGUGGCGCUUUGCCGUGGAAGAUGGGGGAAUCGGCACCUGUAUAGCUGCACUCACACGCGUCACGAACGAGAAUGCGAAUCGUCUCGCUUUCCGCCAAGGUGAGCCCAUCACGGUGCUCUUCUGUGUGCUUCCGCCCCAGGACACGGUGUACCCUAGUGGCCUAUUCCUCGGGUUUUGCGGGUAUUCUAUUGGGAUUUUUGAUGGGAAAGAGGUCCAUACUAUGACGCCGCUUCGGUCGGCGGGCACCGUCGACGCCGCGCUGCCUGCGGCGCAGCGCCCUUUUGCGCCUGUGGUCAAACUCACGUCAAUUCAUGUGCCGCCAGGACGGCGGAUUGUGCGCUUUGAGGAGCGAACAUGGCUCCCACCGACGCCACCGCAGGCCGAGAAGCCGUUAGCUGCGGAUCCUCCAAGCGCUGGGGAAUCGCGACCCGCCGAGUUUUCUGACGAGGGCGCUAUGGCCAUCUCGGCGGCAAUGCUCUCGCAGCAUCCGCUGGAUAUGUCGUAUGUGACGCGGCAAUCGUAUACCGACACGCAGCCACACCAAGAGCCGGCAACCCUCGAACCCGAGGCAAGUGCCGACUCGAAAAGCCCGUUGCCGGACGAGGAGUCGCUGUGGGACGAUAUGCGCACUCGGGACCCGACUUACUCUAUCUACGAUUCGUAUUUCCGACCGAGCACCUAUCUGUAUGAGGACGAGGAGGACGAGGAGGACGAGGCGCCCGUGCAAAAUACACCGGCGCCGGCGAACAAUCCGCCUUCGAGCGCGGAUAUGGAAGCACCAAGCGAGCGCGACAACGCGCAGGCGACUCCGAGUCGGCAAGCACUGCUCCAUGCACUGAGCAGCGACAAUGACGACUCGAUGAUGCAGCCACGCCCUAUGGAUACGCUCAUGCAGGAUAUGCCACGCACGAAGAACCGGCUUCUGGACCAGGCAGACGACACUAGUGCCUCGAUGACGCGCUCCUCAUCCGUGCGAUCCGACGAGCCAAGUACUCGUUCGGCAGACGUCCGUUUUCCAUUGCCAGGGACGCCCGUGAGUGCCAGUCCGUCACGCCAAAAGACGCCGUACCGGCCUAUGGGCACGCCGGCCGGCCGCGGAUCUCCGUGGUCGGUGGGCUCCACGACGGCUGUGCCGCGUGGCCCCGGUGCAUCGCCCGCUUCGUCUCCGCUGCGGCUCGCGAGCCCCGCGCCCACGGCGGACACAACGCUAGUGGGCCGGCCCAUGAGCCCCUUUUCGUCGCCACGGCUGCAGAUGGGCUCGGGACAUUCGACUCCGACAAUGAGCCCAAAGCGGGACCCGCGACCGCCGCAGGAGCCGCUCUCGCACCCGGCACCGAGCCUGUUUGGAUCGCCGCAACGCAGGGCCUUCGUGGAUAUGUCGGAGCAUGCGCUGCCUGAGCGUGCGCAGUUGUUCCAGCAGUGGAGCACUGUGUUGACGGAACGCACGUCGUCGUCGCGCACCUACAAGCACGCGGUGCAGCUAGUGCAUGCAGGCGUGCCGGGAGCGCUGCGGGGCCGGGUGUGGCUGUAUCUGGUUGAGAAGAAAAUGCGCAUGAAACCGGAGGCGUACGAGAAUGUGGCGCGAGCAUCACAAGACUCGCUCGCAUACCCCGACAAGUAUCCGUUUGCGCAGCUGAUUGAGCAGGAUCUCGAUCAGUGUUUUCCCCUCAGUCAGCCAUUUACGGGCCUAGCGGGCUCGACGCGUGAUGACAUCCGGCGCAUGCUGCACAUGUACGCGUUCUACUACCCCGAUGUGGGAUACACCGAGGGCAUGUGCCUGGUGGUGGGAGUACUGCUGACGCAUCUGCAGAUCGAGAACGCAUUCUGGUUGCUCGACACGCUUGUGCGUGAGUAUGGCCUGUCCGACAUGUACUCGGGCAACAUGCACCGGCUGCAGGUCGACAACUUCGUCGUGGAUGAGCUCGUGCGCUUGGUCGAUGCACCGCUGCACCAGCGCCUCAAAGAGCUGCGCAUCGAGCCCAUCAUGUUCCUUCCCGGCUGGGUGCUCCCGUUGUUCGUGCGCACACUCCCGUGGGCCGCGCUGCUGCGUGUGUGGGACAUGUUCCUGUGCUAUGGACACCCGUUCCUCCUGCGCACGGCCGUGGCCGUGGUGUGUCUGAGCCGCCAGGCCGUGAUGGGCGCCCAGCUGCCCGACCGGAGCCUCGCGCUCCGCCAACUCGUGUUUGUGCACCCGGCCCCGUUGACCGUGGAUGGCGUGCUCAGCCGCGCCCUUGAGCUGCCCGUUACCGACAAGGAGCUCGCCCGUAUGCAGGCAUCGGCAGAGCGCCUCGUCGGCUCGACGACGCGCCCAUCGGUAAACCCGUGA
Malassezia sympodialis ATCC 42132 is the source of this 2352-nucleotide messenger RNA. RefSeq lists its product as uncharacterized. The record is from RefSeq and is a predicted model, not a curated record. Lineage: Eukaryota; Fungi; Basidiomycota; Malasseziomycetes; Malasseziales; Malasseziaceae. Gene Ontology annotation, biological process: regulation of GTPase activity. Gene Ontology annotation, molecular function: small GTPase binding; GTPase activator activity. The transcript is spliced from 2 exons. Bases 1 to 2352 code for a protein of 783 amino acids.